Molecule: messenger RNA, 6043 nt
Organism: Punctularia strigosozonata HHB-11173 SS5
Lineage: Eukaryota; Fungi; Basidiomycota; Agaricomycetes; Corticiales; Punctulariaceae
Product: phospholipase D/nuclease
Exons: 25
Coding region: 229-2784 (851 amino acids)
Biological process (GO): intracellular signal transduction; phosphatidic acid biosynthetic process; cell motility
Molecular function (GO): D-type glycerophospholipase activity
Source: RefSeq, a predicted model, not a curated record
CGCGUCUUUUGGCAGCGCGCAUAUAUCCUUCAAUUGUCGUCGUCGGCCUCGGCGUGGUUCACCCCGGCAUAGAGCGCAUCGCCUUUCGCUGCGACGACGAAGACAUUGAUCUCCCACGCCGGGUAGAUCGCUUAAGGGCUGUUGCUAUCGAGAACCGAGACCGGUGCACGGUGCACGACAACACGACAGUAGUGUUAUCUUCCGCCUUGGUGCAAAACUAUCACCAUCAUGUCUUUCUUCAAGAAAGUAGCAAGCGCGGUAGACAAGGUGGUCGACAAGACCGAGGAUGGGCUGCAUCACGCCAGGGAAACCGCUAUCGGCUACAUAAACCCGAACAGACGUCAUGACGAUCCUGAGGAGAAAAUGCAGGACGAAGUCCGUGCAGAGAUCAACAAGAGCCAUCGCUUUGAGAGCUUCGCUAACCAGAGAUCCGACAACAUCAUCAAAUGGCACAUUGACGGCCACGACUACAUGUACGCGCUCUCGGAGAUGCUGGACAGCGCCAAGGAAGCGAUCUUCAUCCUAGCGAGUACUCAGCUUUUUGACUGGUGGCUUACCCCCGAGCUUUACCUUCGUCGUCCUCCUGCUGCUCAUCCUGAAUGGCGACUCGACCGAGUGCUGCAACGCAAGGCGGAAGAAGGCGUCAAGGUCUACGUAAUUGUGUAUAAAGAGGUCACUCAGACCAUGUCCAUGAGUUCGGCCCAUACAAAGCACGCUCUCGAGGCUCUUCACCCCAACAUUGCCUGUAUGCGUCACCCCGACCACAUUGGAUCUAAGGACGACGUCGAAUAUUGGUCGCAUCACGAGAAGCUCGUCGUAAUCGAUAACCACCGAGCCUGCGUUGGCGGUCUCGACCUCUGCUUCGGGCGUUGGGACACGCAUAACCACCCUCUUGCCGAUGCCCACCCGCUCGACUUCAGCAAGACCCUGUUCCCCGGACAAGAUUACAACAACGCGCGAAUCGUUGACUUCCAAGAUGUCUCCAACUACCUCAAUAACACCAUCAGCGUGCUGGAGAGCGCUAGGAUGCCAUGGCAUGAUGUUCAUAUGACUCUGUUUGGUGAUGUGGUCCUUGAUCUGGUGCAACACUUUACCGAGCGAUGGAACGAAGUCAAAAAGCGCAAGUACAGACACGAUGAGCGUUACGACUGGCUAGCCCUACCGCACAAGAUUGAAGUCGCCCCCAACGAGGCUGUUGUUCGUCAUCCGCACCGCGAGAAAUGGCAUCAGAUGGGCAGGCAGUGGAAACAGCAUUUCCACCUGUUCGAAGGGGAGGAAGUCGAUGACGACUGCCCUCCGCCCAAGGGAACGUGCCGCGUACAAGCAGUGCGGAGCGUCAGUGACUGGAGUCAUGGCGUGCUGACAGAACACAGUGUCCAGAAUGCUUACUGCCAACUUAUUCGAGAGGCGAACCAUUACAUAUACAUUGAGAAUCAGUUCUUUAUCUCCUCCACUCAAGACACCGGACCUAUUAAGAACCAGAUCGCCAAGGCGCUUACGGAGCGCAUCAUCCGCGCCGCGCAGGACGGUAUCAAGUUUAAAGUUGUCGUCGUCAUCCCCGAGGUGCCCGGAUUUGCAGGCGAUGUCAAGAACGAGAGUUCAGUCCAGAUCAUUAUGGCAGGACAAUACCGUACUAUCAAUCGGGGCGGCAACAGUAUCUAUGAGGAGAUCCGUAAGGCGGGAUUCGAGCCUAUGGAUUACAUCCGUUUCUAUCAUCUCCGGGCCUUUGACCGUAUCCACGGACCGUACGAAUCCCUGAUCAAGAAGAUGACCGACAACAGUGGUGUCAGCUUCCAUGAAGCUAUGGUUGCGCUGUCGCGGCAGUGGAUCGGCGAGCAGAUGGACGAGGGCCAAAAAGCCCCUACCGAAGUAACCGUCGUCCUCCCGCAGCCGACUUUGCAGGGGGUUGUCGUCACCGGCAAGCAGACGGAGGUGAAGAAGGAGACCGUGCGGAUCCCACAGAGCGCCGAGGAAGCCAAGCAGAUCAUCGAGCGAUUCGAACAUGGCGCGGCGGACUUGCAGGAGGAACGAGAGGUGGCGGAUAACGUGGUGCAGCACAUGCUUGAGGACAGUACGAAUCUCGACCAAGAGAAGUGGCUGGGCACGGAGGAAGAGGAGCUGCAAGCUUAUGUCUCCGAGCUGCUCUACAUUCACUCUAAGGUCAUGAUCGUGGACGAUCGUCGAGUCAUUAUGGGUUCUGCGAACAUCAACGAUCGCUCGCAAAAGGGAGAUGGCGAUUCAGAGAUCGCGCUCGUCGUUGAGGACGAUGACAUGUUCGAGACCACCAUGGACGGCAGACCGUACAUGGCCGCCCGGUUCGCUGCCUCUCUUCGGCGGAAGCUAUACAAAGAGCAUCUCGGUCUGAUCAAGCCGCAAUGGUGCGAUCGCAACGAAGAGGUGACCAGCUUCAUGCAACCUGCCCCCAUUCCCAACGAGAAUGAAAUUGGCACGCCCGAGGACAACGCUGUCGCGGAUCCGCUCUCCGAAGAAACUGAUCGCCUAUGGAACGAGACCGCGAAGACGAACCGCGAGAUCUUCACGGAGAUCUUCCGGCCCGUGCCCACGAACUUGAUUAGGGACUGGAAUGCGUAUGCGAACUACGUUCCCAAAGUGAAGACCGGUCACGUCGCCCCUGGUAUCCCACUGCAGCGCGUUAAGGAGCGCCUGUCCCAGGUCCGCGGAGCACUGGUCGAGAUGCCUUUGGACUUCUUGAUUGACCAGAAGGACUUCACCGAGAACGCCACAUGGUCAACAUUCAACCCGACGCUGCCCGUGUACAUUUGAAACAACUUCAAAGGGACAUAAUGUUAUUGUACACGUAUGCGGUGUUUUUUGUUACAUUGGAAAUGAUAAUUGUCGUCGAGGUAUUUUUAUGAUGUACUUGUAAUCCACGAAUGUGACAAACGCGAGUCUAAAAGGAGGAAGAAACGAGCGUGAGGAUGCGGGAUAUAUGCUCCAUGGAAAUUAAUCUAUCUGCAGCUAUGAUGACGUCUAUAUGAAACCAAUGUUCAAGAAAUGUAUGGAUAGGAGAGUAGCUGGAGUCCAUAAACCCUUUGGUGGGCAGGCCAUUGCAUAAUAAGCCCAUGGCGCAAGCUUUCACAAGCUGAAGAUACCGGAUUGACGUUUGCGGCUUGGCACUGGGUAAACAACGACGAGGGAGACACCCAAGCCGACUGCAAGGCCGAUAGAGACGGAGAUAAGCUGGAGGCCGGUCUGGAAACCCGAAAGGUAUGAAUUGCUGUUGCCCGAAUUGGACUCGUUGGCAAACGUGAGCAGGCCGCCAUUUCCCAGACCAGAGGGAAGUUGGAACAGAAUGCCCGUGAUCAUGAUGGUGAACGCGUUCCAACGGAACAGUCGCCCAAUCAGGUUGGCGAUGAAUCCAACAGCGAAUGCACCGACAGCAGAGCUGACAUCGGUCUGGUUCGGGAACUGCUUGCCCACGAAAUGAUUGGUCGCCCAUCCAGCGCAGGAAAUGAGUAUCAGGAAAAGAAGUUCCUUCCUGUUGUAUGGUGCCUGUUGCCGCAUACUCAGGAAUAAAGAGUACAUGGGUACCGUAAGGAAAGCCCACCACGUGGAUGCCGUGCGUUGAUACCAAGGCCCGUUCGCGUCGUGGGACUGAGCGCAUGCAUAAUCUUCCGGGCCAUAAACAGUCUGGCCCGUAAUUUUCUCAUAAAUUUGAGCGCCGAUCGCGAGACCAAAACCGAGGAACAGGGAGUAAAUGAGCGCGUAGCACAUUCGUACCGAGCCCGAGAUAAUGUUCCGCGAGGUCAACUCGAGGGCACCGGACAGAACGAUGUAGCCAGGAAGGAUGAGCACAACAGAGCUAGAGGCAACGGCGGAGUAGCAGAAUACCCGUGAAUUAGCCAACGCCGCCGACACGAAACUGAGCAAGGUUGCGAUAGUAAUCUCAAAGACGUUGGAGUACAGUUCGUUCCUCGCCGAAAACAGCUGCACCGCGACCAAAAACGCACCCAAUGGGAACGACACCAACGCGUCGAUGAACGAUCCCGAAAAGCUGACAGUGCAGAUCGCAGACGAGCAAAACCCGCCGACCAAAACCAGCUGCCAGAAGUUGUAGUACGGCUUGCGGGUCAUGAUCUCGUCCAGCGCUGCGCUCGCCUCUCUGACCGACAUUUCGUCGUGGAUGACGUUGAAGUGGAGCUCAUAAGCGUCUUGCAGCUUGCCAACGUCGAGCGCACUGCCCUGGCGAAUCAGAUUGACAUUGGAAGUGCUCGUCGCAGUGUCGUCGAAGGAGAUGAGUAUCACGUCCGGCAGGUACAUGCACGAGAGCGGGAUCUCGAGCACGCGUCCGGUGGCUUGCACCUGAGCCUGCAGGCGGUUGGACGGCCCGCCGAACAUCAUCAUCGCGCGCGCAAACUUGAGGAUGAACUCUUGGCGCUGGAUGAUUUGCUCGACGUGGCGGGUGAUGAAAAUCUCGGCCUUCUUUCGUUUACGCUUCCGCUCACGCCGCUCCUUAUCUUCCCGCCUCUCUUCCUUCGUCUUCUCCUUCGACAUAAAGUAGCUGUCGCUCUCCGCAACAGAGUACGGUGUCCCUGGCCCGCUUGGGGAUGGCAUCCCCGACCAAGCAGUGAAAGUCUUUGGCUUGGGUAGGUCCUUAAGGAUGCCGGUCCACGGUGUCCGCCGCCCACCGCCUGGAGUAGGGGGCAGAGACUGUGACUCGGUCAUUUUUUUGAAUGGUGGCAAGGGUAGCUCGAGCUCCGACACCCCGGAGCUCGCCGUGAGCACUGCGUCGCGGACGGUGUCCGUCGUGGACGAGGGCGAGAUGGACCGCGGACCGGGCGGUGGGAUCAGACCCGGGGAGGUGUCGCCCAUGAGCCCGUCCGAGCCGCCGAGUACAGGAUGGCUCUGUGACCGCGAGAGCGUGUUGGUUCGGGUCAUCAUCGACGACGAGCUCUGCUGCCGCUGCUUCAUCGGAUCGCUGGCGUCGAUGGAGUAGCGGGAAAGGUGGAAGCCGGAGCGUUUAAUGUUCGGGGCGAGAGUACUGGGUACCGGCGCCGCGACACCGGAGAUGUUGCCCGUGCUGGCGACGAGCGCGCCGAACACACCGGCAGCGUUGCGCUCUGGGGCUGGUCGUUCGCCUUUGAAAGCGUUGCGCAUGACCGAUGCGGAGGCGGAAAACGUGUGGGAAAGGCUAUCGGGGAAGAUCAUGCUAGAAGGGCGGGAAUUGGUGCGAGAGGGUGAUCUGGAGUGGUCGCGAGAACUAGGGCGAGAACCUGAGACAGAGGGAGUCGAGGGCCCAGAGUCAGGGUGUUCGUAGAGUGUAAGGAGGGCGGACAACAUUCCCAUGCCGCCCAUGCGGCGGCGAGGAGACGCAGCGUCAAUUUGAGCGUCGCGUUCGACGUCAGGCUCCGGGGCGCUAUCCGAGCGGCGAUGCCGUCGUCGUAUCCUUUGCUUCUCGGCCUCGCCGCUGGUAGUGGCUUCCGAGUCGUCGUGGGCGUGGUGUCCAAAGGCAAAGUGGGAGAAAAAGCCGCGCUUGUGGGCGCGAACGUACUUGUGCGCGGUAGUUUUGCUGUAGGCGUCGAGGUCCGUCCCGGGAAGGCCGGCACGCUCGUUGGGGUCGAUGUAGUUUUCGCCGGGGACCUGCUCGGAGAGAUCGGGAUGCGGCGCUUCUGGAUCCGGGGUAGACACUAUGCUAGCCACCACUGAAAGAGGAUGAGUCUCGGUGGCGUGUGUUGGUGGUGUCUCUCGAUGGCGUUCGAGAGCUUCAGUCAAAGUUCGUAAAGCGUGAGGGUCGAGGCCGUGCUCGUCCAGCGCGUGGGUGGAACUAGCAUGGCUUGCAGCGUCACCCCGAAGUUCGUGCGCCCACUGGACUUUGCGAGGUGUCUUCGUUCCGCCGUUGCUUCUGGCCGUGCCUCCGGGAGGUCUGUCGCCAGCCGAGCGAUCUCCCGAGCCAUUAGCCGAGGAAUGAGUGCCCGUCGGCUGCGGGAUGUCUGCGAGGUUUGACUCAGACAUGGACGAAGAUGAAAGACAAGGAGCAGAGGGAGGACGAGGACGUCUUGAUCUGCGCGCGGGGCUCUUUGGG